CAAGUACUUGCGAUAGUUGUUUAAAGAGACCCAAUAUUAGUAGCGUAUGAUUGUCCUCAUUCUACCGGUUGACAUUUUGCACUUAACAGAUCUAUUACAGGGAUAUACAGUCAAAGUGUCAUAAACACCUAUCAGGGUGACUAUAUGGGAUCCAGAGGACUGGGAUUUCAUUCUGUUGUCAGGAUGGACUACUUUCCGAACAACGAUGAAAGUGAUGGCACCAGCACUGCAAGCACCAUGGAUUGCUCUGGUGUGGUGGAGAUGCUUCCGCUGGAUCCGACAGAGGAUGGAGUCUUCAAGGCCAAUAAAUCCGGUUGCAUGGCUUCUUCAACGCAUACAAUUGAACUUAAAGUAGAAGAUUAUUCGUCUUUUGAUGAAAUUGCUUCUGCUUGUGCAAAGGAAUGUGACAAGGUGAUACCUGUUGGCGACGGGCGUACGGGACUAGUGUGGUUGGAUAACAAUGAGUUCUUUAGCUUGAAAUGUCUAUUGGUAACCGAAGGUACUGUUACAUGCGAUUGCCCAGGAUAUGGUGGGAUCUUUCCUUUCAGUCCCGAUGAUUGUCCUGUAUCGAAUGACAAAUGCAGCGAAGUUGAAUACGUUGAUGGAAUUUCUCUUGGAAUUUCUGAUACAGUUGCUCCUGUCUACCGCAUCCCAGGAUAUUAUGAGCAACUCGGCUGCUUUAAGAACCAUACAGACUAUCUUCUUAUCAAUUCCGCAGACCAAAAUAACUUUCUCAGACAUCCAAAGGCGCAGGAAGAAAUCACGGUGUAUAUGAAGGAAGGCGACAAAGGCCCUUCCUUAAUUCAACAGUGCAGACGGCAAUGUUGGGAUCUGGAGAGGGCGGUGAUUUUUGGCCUAACGUGCCUGGAUAAUUUGAAUGGUAAUCUGUACGCGACUUGCGUAGGCCUCCCCUCAUUUGACCCCGUUGAUACAACCGAUAAUUCCCUAAGAGUUGGGGAUGGAAAUCAAGAUUGCGCUGCAUUCAGUGGCGGUGAGAAUUCCUGGUCUUAUGAUAUCAAUGGCCGUUCCAAUCCCAAUGCUUGUGAUGGGGAUAGUACUCAAGAUGGUUUUUCUUUGGGUGGAAGAAAUAUAAUGGCCGCUUACAAGAAGUAUCUAGGAAUGCAGAAGCCGAUAAUCGAGGAACGACGCCAACUUCAAGAGAGCAAACCUGAGUCCGAGAGGAUGAAUUUUGCAACCAGCAUCAAAAUCCACCCGGAUGAUGCCAAACUUAAUUUCGAUGAUCUUAUUGCCCCUGCUGCAAACUGGGAGGCAUGGACAAGAACUACUGAGGAGCUCGUUGCUGGAUUUGCCACCGCAGCGGUGGCUAUGGCUGCAAUUUAAACAAACAACAAUCCAUCUCGUACCUUUUUUUCUCAAUUUUAGGAGGCUAUUGAGUUUUCCCGGGUUCUUGAUGGAUCAUUCACACUGCAUUUACAAAUACAUAUUUACUAGUACAUAAUUAUUUACAUAAUUACACAUGGAAUCAAUUAUUUCAUUUUGUUAUUACUGUAUUCUUGUCACCGCACAGCUGCUGAUCCUUAUCUGUUUUCCGUACGUUUGGUACGUACGGUACCGUAGAUUGAUUAGUGUGAGGAGAAGUUCUUAUUUUCGGAGACGUUUGAUUGAAUCCGUACACACUCGUACUCGUACUCGUAUCGGUAUUCUUCCUCCUGCAUUCAAUUGCUGUCAGAGUGUGUUUGCGGCUGGGGUUGGGCAAUGUCACAGCUACGAGGAACAUCCUAGCGAAGAAAACCCGAGCAAACAACCCAAACCCCAUUCCAUGGUCGAUGACGGUGCAUUCGUGUCCAAGCAGCCACCAGAAGCAUUGUCGUCCACGCCGCGUUCGGCGCCGGCGCGAUUCUUCCGCGUCCGCCCUGCGGCUGGCUCGGACGAUUUCCGGGCUGAAUCGAUGCAUCGGUCUGUUCGUUGUGGCGGUGCUCAUCCUCUGGAUGUGGAUGAUCCUUCGCCUAUCGGGAUCGGUUCCGGCAAACGGAAACGAAAGCGGGGAGGGAAUCGAUUCCGGGGAAGGCAGCAGUAGCAGCAGUAUUGAAGCCAGAAACAGAACCCACCCGGGCGUCGCAUGCUCCCGUCCCGUUUCCAUACGGGAGGACCUGACGGAGGAGCAGCGCAACCCCGCAGUAGGAGAGCGCUGGAUGGUGGAUCCACCGACCGGUGGAAACCUCCACCUGGUGUGCUGCGACACCACCAAGGGAAGCUUCCGGAUCCUCCUGCACGAACGCUGGGCCCCCACUGGUGUUUCCCACCUGCUGGAAAUGCUCGGGGGUGGCUACUUCGACACCGAGAUCCCCCUCUUUCGCUGCACCGACGCCUGCCAGUUCGGCCUGUCGGCCAACCAGACCCUCACAAAGGCCUUCGGGGGGACCGUAGCCGACGAUCCGCUCUGGCUGCCGACCGGGCCAGAGCACCGGUAUUUUAGAGCGCCGGGAGGCAGCGGGGAGAUCGAGCGGUACCCCAAGGGGGUCCUCACCUAUGCCGGGGGGGGCAGGAACAGCCGGGGGAACCAGUUCGUCCUGACCCUCCAACCAAACAAGUACAUGGGCGGUGGAUCGCCGUGGGAGGUGCCCCUGGGCGAGGUAGUCGAAAUCGAAUCGGAACGGAAAAACGCGGGCGGCGAAAGCAGCGACGUUUCGCUCCCGGACCUCUAUACGGGAUACGGCGAGCGGGGCCCCGGGCAGGGGCUACUGCACCGGGAGGGUGCCUCGGCGUCGGUCCGGGAGCGAUGGCCACUCAUGGAUUACGUCCUCCGGUGCUCGGUAGUCGACCAAUGGAUCUCGGACGGCGGCGGUGGUAAGGGAUAAAACCAUCGAAACCGAUGGCUUGCAGUUUGCGGCGGAGCGAACGGAGCCACUCCGCCGGCACGCCGGUGGCGCUCGCCCGCGCAACCGGUGCGCUAGAAAGCGAUUCCGCGUCCCUCUGGAACACACAACCUACCACCGCACGAAAUCAAAAACUCGGCGGAUAGAAUGUUGUUCUAUAUGGCAACACGCACAAAUUGGAUUUUUUCUUCUUUAUUAAUUAGUGUACAAUACAAAAUACUUCCGUGUGGCAUAUAGUUUCGUCGCCGUAGUCCCAGUGCAACCUCUUGCAUCCUACAAGUACCAUAACCAGCCAUUCAAAAAAUUAGCAAGUAGGCACCUCCGAUCAGCGACGAACACUUUUUGCUAGUCAAUACAAUUAAAAAGACUUCACGUAUUGUUGUGCCGUCUUCGACCGUGUCGUUAUCGCUCCAUCGUGGCCACUUCCUCACACGGCGAUAGCGUCCUCUGCCGCUGCCAGGGCCGCCGCCGUUUCGUCUCCCGCCUUGCCGUUGCCAGUUUCGGUGGU
Molecule: messenger RNA, 3345 nt
Organism: Pseudo-nitzschia multistriata
Lineage: Eukaryota; Bacillariophyta; Bacillariophyceae; Bacillariales; Bacillariaceae
Source: the annotation of a GenBank genome assembly